AGUCAGAGGAGGAGGUGAGGCAAUCAGACGACUAGGGACCUGGCCUACAUUCCUUCGCAAAGUCAGCCCAAUGGCCUUCUUUCCUUCCCCGCCGUGACCACUCCCCUGGGCCGGCUUCCCCUCGCUGCCCGCAAACAGCCCGGCCUCAGGAGCCAGCCUGCAUUCCUGCGAACGCUGGGUGCAGCUCCCCGCUUCUCAGGAGGAAAGCUCUCUUGGAAGAGCGGGAAAGGUGCCCGACUCCGGCCAUGCUGGCGCCGGCGCUGCUGUGUGCCUACCUGCUGCUGGCUGCCCGCGCCUCGCGCGCCUGGUCCGACCCGGACCCGGAGGAGCCCGGCUCCAGCACGGCGGCGCAGAUCCGCGACAUGCACGAGAAAGUGACGGCGAUCUGGCAGGAGAUGACGCAGCGGCAGGCGGCGGGCGACCGCCCGGACGCCGCGCUCCACGCCGCCUGCCGGGUGCAGCCGUCGGCCACGCUGGACGCGGCGCAGCCCCGGGUGAGCGGCCUCGUGCUCUUCCGGCAGCAGGUGCCCGGCGCCCGGCUCGAGGCCUUCUUCGACCUGGAGGGCUUCCCGGCCGAGCCCAACAACUCCAGCCGCGCCAUCCACGUGCACCAGUUCGGGGACCUGAGCCAGGGCUGCGACUCCACCGGCGCGCACUACAACCCGCGGGCCGUGCCGCACCCGCAGCACCCGGGCGACUUCGGCAACUUCGCCGUGCGCGACGGCCGCCUCUGGAAGUACCGCGGCGGCCUGGCCGCCUCGCUCUUCGGCCCGCACUCGAUCGUGGGCCGCGCCGUGGUGGUCCACGCGGGCGAGGACGACCUGGGCCGCGGCGGCAACGCGGCCAGCGUGGAGAACGGCAACGCGGGCCCCCGGCUCGCCUGCUGCGUGGUGGGCGUGUGCGGGCCGCUGCCCUGGGCGCGCCAGGCGCAGGAGCACGCCGAGCGCCGGAAGCGGCGGCGGGACAGCGAGUGCAAGGCCGUCUGAGCGCGCCCCCCGCCCGGGGCGGGGC
Lynx canadensis (Canada lynx) is the source of this 1011-nucleotide messenger RNA. RefSeq names its product superoxide dismutase 3 (gene SOD3). The record is from RefSeq and is a predicted model, not a curated record. Gene Ontology annotation, molecular function: superoxide dismutase activity; copper ion binding. The transcript is spliced from 2 exons. Gene Ontology annotation, biological process: removal of superoxide radicals. The coding region runs from base 246 to 986 and encodes 246 amino acids. NCBI's taxonomy places the organism in Eukaryota, Metazoa, Chordata, Mammalia, Carnivora, Felidae.